This is a messenger RNA of Hyaloscypha bicolor E, 2050 nucleotides long. RefSeq lists its product as uncharacterized. The transcript has a single exon. NCBI's taxonomy places the organism in Eukaryota, Fungi, Ascomycota, Leotiomycetes, Helotiales, Hyaloscyphaceae. The record is from RefSeq and is a predicted model, not a curated record. Bases 91 to 1896 code for a protein of 601 amino acids.
GUUACCCCGUAGUACACCUCAAGCAACAGGCUACUUCAGCAUAACGACAGAACUGAGCUGACAGCAGAAGAGCUACCAUCAAACGACCAGAUGCCGAAUUUCACUCCCAAAAGAAAUAUCUCCAAACCCGUGGAUAUCGCAUGGACCGAAUCACAAGUCGACACCCAAACAACCUCGACCACCAAAAACAACGCCAUCGGCCCCAACAAGCGAACAAAGCUGGUCAAACUGUUAACAGACGCCCUCAAAUCUAAUAAGGCAUCCCAUCAAGGGGGUGAUCACGUGCAAGCCAGCCAAGCUUCAGCAAGUGAAUCUAUUGUCAACCCCAACGAUAAUACUAAGGCCACCGGAAUCGAAACCGACAAUACCAACGACAAUACCAAGUCAAACAAAAUAGUCCCCACACUCAAAGAAAAGCAAGAACAAGCAUGGAAACUCAUUCAUGAGAGACACAACCAACGAACAUCACUUGUCGACCACUUCAACAACCUUCGAAAACCUAGUCCUUUGGAACCAGGUUUCCGCUCGCUGUCACCGGGAGCAAAGAAUCGGUCAGACGCUUACCAUCGCUUCCUCCAACGCGGUGCCUUCAGCAAAGUCAACGCCAUCGUCGGAAAACGGAGAGAGAUGAUCCGUCAGAACUCUUGCUGCAAAGACAAAUCCUGUACAGAGAACUGCUGUGCAGACAAAUCAGAUAAAAAAUUCACAAAAGCAACCCGGGACCCUAAAAAUCAACACCUUUACGCUUCCCUUCGAGCACUGGGAGAGGAAGUCUCGCAGUGGCAAGUUCGUGUCAAUCACAAACACACCGAUAUCGUUGGCGCUGCCAUGAAGAAUAUCUAUCCCGAGGAAGUUUGGCUAGAGGACCAGAAAAUCAUUGCUGGAAAUUGGGAGAGUCUCGAGUGGGUUAAGGGACAGAUGGAAGAGAAGUUGGAGAGUAUGGGGCCUAGUUUCAAGGAGAUUGAGUGGGCGGAGGAGAUGGCGAGAAUUGAAGAGCAAGAGCGCUUGGAAGCUGAGAAGAGCAGUGCAAUUAUCGACGACGCUACGGAGUCGGAUAUUGGAAGUGACGACGAACUCGACGAAUCUGAGGAUGAGGGCGAAUUUCCACACUUAUACACGGAUAUCCCAACUCCACCAAGAUCACCAAUGGAGGUUCCCACCGAAGAGUACCGUGCCACGGACCGGUCGAAGGCUCUAUUCCAACUUCUCAACGGACCCAUGACACCACCACUCACACCCAUCAUUGAGGACGACGAACCGGCAUCCCAAACAUCGGAAUUCUUCAACCCAGACGACAUUGAAUACCUCGAACCCGGCGAAGCAUUCGAAAUUGCAGAGCCCACCGUUAUCAAGGAGAAGAAUGAGCUCAGAUUAAUCAACGCACUCAUCACCGACCUGAGUGAAGAAUUCAUGAAGUACCGAAACAUCACUGACAAACACUUCGGCGACGACUUCUGGUAUGCCGCCAAUCCGGAACCUGAACAAAUGAGCCAACACAACACCUGCUCUUGGAGACUCCACCACAUAUCGGACUCCGUCAAAGACGUAUUAUUAGAAGCAACCCAAAUCGCCCCGGACCUCCGUGUCACCGAUCCUGAGGGCAAUGUGUACACACUCGAAGAAGUCACCCCUAUCAUGGACGAAUACUUCGCCAACCACGUCGCCAAAAGAGAAGCAUUUCAGGAGGAACAGGAAGACUACCUGUAUCAGAGCGGACAAGAGACAGAUGGGCAGUUUUACGCACGACAAGAGCAUUUAAAGCAGUGGGAAGAUGAGUUCAGACAAAAGGACGAGCUUCUUGCGAUGAAGGACAAGCUUGCCGAACCAGAGGCAGCCAAUCAGAUGGAAGAGGAAAUUGAUUUCGAGGAGGGCGCCACAUGGGACGAGACACCAUAGCCAAUCGAGGACGACACAUUAGACGACAAAAACAACGACACAGAGACAGCAAGGGUUAUGGACACAACGGAGAGGGGGGUUUAGCUAGAGCAGUAAAUAUAACGACAAAAAGUUACACACUCUCAAACUUAGUCUGCGCUUCAUACUCAUCCCA